Molecule: messenger RNA, 2487 nt
Organism: Paramuricea clavata
Lineage: Eukaryota; Metazoa; Cnidaria; Anthozoa; Malacalcyonacea; Plexauridae
Source: the annotation of a GenBank genome assembly
AUGACGGCCGACGAAAGAGCAGCAACUGCAACUGUAGCUGGAUCCCUAAAGUUUGAGAAUGGUCUGUACGAGGUAGGAAUCCCUUGGAACGACGGAGAGCCGAAGUUGAUUAUAGAGAGUGCUCAGGAUCUUCGACGUCAGUUAUCGCAAGCAUCCCCGAGAGUGACCGGUUAUCUGCUGUUGAAAUUAACAAAGAAGAGCCGUAUAAAACCAAGACUCUGGGAGCCUUGUGGGAUCCUGAAAGAGAUGUAUUUACCUUCAGAGUGGAAUAAAACCCCUACGAAACGUAAUGUACUGAGCGCCAUAGCUGCUGUAUACGACCCCCUUCAGUUUCUCUCGCCAUUCCUUGUUCGGGCUAAGAUUCUCAUGCAAGAGACUUGGAGAGCAGGUUUGGAUUGGGAUGACGACCUUCCAAGUGACCUAGCAACUAAGUGGAAGAACUGGGCUACAGAACUUUCGCAGUUAUCACAUGUCGCCAUACCACGCCUCUGCCUCUGAAGACGUCUGCGCAUCAGUCGCUUAUUUGGUGUGCCAAUAUGAAGACGAUAGCCCUACAUCACGCCUUGUCGCAUCAAAGUGCCGUGUAGCCCCCACCAAAGCGAUGACGAUUCCCAGACUGGAGCUUAUGGGUGCCAUUCUCUCAAGCCGUUUAGCUCAAAGUCUUCUGAAAGUCCUGACUGUCGAUCGAGUGAUCUUUAGGACUGACUCCGAGAAUGUGUGUUAUUGGGUACGAAACCACAGCCGGCAGUUUAAACCCUUCGUAGCCAACCGUAUCGCAGAAAUUCAACGGACGACGAGUCCCGAGCAAUGGAGGCAUGUACCUGGGAUACAGAAUCCAGCAGAUCUAGCGACCCGAGGUCAAUCUGCUAUGGAACUAGCCAAAAGCUCAUUUUGGUUGGAAGGACCAUCGUUCUUGAAAGAUGUCGAGAUCUCGGGGCCAUCAGCGCCUUCCGUUAGAGAGGAGACGAAAGUUGAAGAUAUUGAAAAUACAGUGGCACAGAUGUACAUGGUCCAGGCGCGCGUUAACCUGGGCGUUAUCCAAACCAUUUUUCUACCUUCCGUCGCCUUUGUCGUGUGACUGGAUGGGUUCAACGAUUCGUUACAAACUGCAGACUUCCAAUGAAUUACGAAAACGAGACAGAACGCUUUGUUCAACUGAAAUACUUAAUGUGGAAAAGUGGUGGAUCAAACAAGCGCAAGGAUAAGCUUUCCCGAAAGGAGAGCGAGAAGGAUGUUUACUGCGACUUAGUCCAAAGAACGGUGACGAUGGUCUUCUGAGGAUGGACGGACGUUUAAGACUUGCGGAUGAACUAUUCUACAACACAAAACACCCCAUUUUAUUGCCAAAAAAGCACGUGGUGACCCGACUCAUCAUGAAGGAUGCACAUGAAGGGCUCGGACAUGGUUCCGGAGUUGAGCAGGUUCUAACACUGCUACGCAGUCGUUUCUGGAUCGUAAAAGGAAGACGCGCGGUAAGGAAUAUCGUUGAGUCAUGUGCGCAAUGUCGACGACGUUUUUCUGUAAAAACAGCCGAGCAGAAGAUGGCACCGCUACCCAGACCGCGACUUCAAUCGUUACGAGCUUUCGAAAGAGUCGGAGUGGAUUCUGGAGGCCCAUUUCGAACGAAGCAAGGACGAGGCAAAGCCAAAUCAAAGAGAUACCUAUGCCUAUUUACUUGUCUAGCGACAAGGGCUGUUCACCUUGAGAUGUCCCUUUACGCGAAUGGUAUCGAGGAGGGGGACGCCCGUAUAUGUUAUAUCGGACAGUGGGACCAAUUUCGUGGGCGCAGAGCGGGAGAUGAGAGAAUUAGUUCAAGCUUUUAACCACGACAAAAUUGCCCAAGAAACCACCAAGUAUCAACCUAUUGAAUGGAAAUUCAAUCCUCCAUCGGCCCCUCAUUUUGGAGGGAUUUUUGAGGCUAUGAUAAAGAGCGCCAAGAAGGUAAUAAAAAUUGUCCUAGGAGAUGCAGAUGUGACGAAUGAAGAACUUCAGACCGCAAUGUGUGGAGCUGAAAGACUGGUAAACUCACGGUCCAUCACUUAUGUGAGUUCAGAUCCAAACGACCCGUCCCCACUUACUCCAAAUCAUUUUAUAGUCGGACAGAUCUGUGGGGUAUUUGCUCCUGAAGCUCUUGAUCAAGUUGAAGCGAACAACCCUAGGAAUCGCUGGCAUCGAGUACAACAAUUGUUACAGCUGUUCUGGAAGCGCUGGAGAAAGGAGUUCCUUCCACGUGCACGUCUUAAUGUAAGCAAGAAAUGGUUUCAUCCCAAACAUAACCUGAAACAAGGCGAUGUGGUAUUGAUUGCUGAACCCAAAGCAAGUAGGGGAGAAUGGCCUCUUGCCCGUGUGAUCGAAGCGUAUCAAGGAAGUGACGGCCUAGUCCGAGUUGUAAAGGUGAAAUCCAGGAACAAAGAAUAUUUCCGUCCUAUACAUCGACUGUGUCCUCUCGAGUAUGUUGACGAACAUUCGGACAAUGAAGAUAGAUAA